Molecule: messenger RNA, 4520 nt
Organism: Schistosoma turkestanicum
Lineage: Eukaryota; Metazoa; Platyhelminthes; Trematoda; Strigeidida; Schistosomatidae
Source: the annotation of a GenBank genome assembly
GCUAUGCACAAAAUUUGCAGUUUCAAGGUCAGUCGGAUGUUUCUGGUUUCUAAAUAAGAUAACAUUGCAUUGUAAAUGGUUACACGAGAUGUUACAGAAGGUCAACCUGAUUACACUGAAAUGAAAAAUCGCAAUAGUAAUUCUGAUCAUUCAGGAACAGAAAGCUGUCGCGUUAUUCAAGUAAAUAAACCUCAGUUAGUCAGCUUCUGCAAGAAUGAUAUAAGCACUGCAAAAUACAAUUUCCUUACUUUUCUCCCGAAAUUCUUGAUUGAACAGUUCCGUAGAUAUGCAAAUAUAUUUUUCCUGGUUAUCGCUCUUCUCCAGCAAAUUCCUGGUGUCUCACCUACUGGAAGAUUCACAACUCUCGUUCCUCUCUGCAUUAUACUUACUGUCUCAGCCAUUAAAGAAAUGAUAGAGGAUUUUAGGCGACAUCGUGCAGAUGACGCUACGAAUAACGAGAAGACUCUAGUAUUACGUGAUCAUAUUUGGGUUGAAACGUGUUGGAAAGAUUUGGAAGUAGGGGAUCUAGUCAAAGUCCUCAGUAACGAAGGGAUCCCAGCCGAUAUUGUCCUUUUAGCAUCUAGUGAACCUCAGGCUAUGUGUUAUAUUGAAACCAGUAAUCUAGAUGGAGAAACAAACUUGAAGUUACGCCAAGGUCUACCAGUUACAAGUCAUCUUUUAACUGCUGGCGAAUUAAGUUCUUUCGACGCAGUUGUUGAAUGUGAACUACCUAAUCGGAAGCUGGAUGAAUUUCUUGGUGUUAUUCGUACUGCAGAUGGAACAGUACAUCCUUUAAAUCCAACUCAAUUAAUUUUACGAGGUGCAUCAUUAAAGAAUACAAAAUGGAUUUUCGGUUUAGCUGUGUAUACUGGCAAAGAAUCUAAAGUGAUGCUGAAUUCAACAGCAGCUCCUUUGAAACGAUCAACAGUUGAACGUCAAACUAAUUCUUAUAUCUUAUGUUUAUUCGGAGUUCUACUCUUUUUGACUCUAUUCACAUUCAUUGCGAAUUUAAUUUGGACAUCAUGGAAUGAGAAAAAAAUGUGGUAUCUACAAGAAAAUGCUGAUACUAGAAACCAUCUUCGACGUUUACUGGAUUUUAUCACCUGUCUCAUUUUGUAUAAUACCAUCAUACCAAUCAGUCUACCGGUGAUGCUUGAAGUUGUGCGAUUUAUACAAGCAUUGUAUAUUAAUUGGGAUUCAGAUAUGUAUGACCCGGAAUCAGAUACACCAGCUAUGGCACGUACUUCUAAUUUAAAUGAAGAAUUAGGUCAAGUUCGUUACUUAUUCUCUGAUAAGACUGGAACAUUAACUCGUAAUGUGAUGGAGUUCAAAAGGUGUUCAAUUGGUGGUAUUAUGUAUGGUAACAGUAAUGAAGAUUCAAAUGCUUUAGAAGAUCAAAAUCUAAUUAAUAAACUAAAUGCUAGAGAUGUAUUAGUUGAUCGAUUUUUUACAAUAUUAGCUGUUUGUCAUACUGUUGUACCAGAACGCAAUGUUAGUGAAAACAGUACUAAUGAUAGUAAUAGUGAUAAUAUUGCUGUUUUUGGUAAUGGUAGUCUCAAUAAUGAACAAUUGAUUAAUUAUCAAGCUUCAUCUCCAGAUGAAGCAGCUCUAGUUAAAGCAGCACGUACAAUGGGCUAUGUGUUUACCACUCGAACGCCGACAGAAGUUAUCGUUAAAAUUCGUGGUGUCGAGAAAAAGUAUGGGAUAUUACAUGUACUUGAAUUUACUAGUUUUCGUAAACGUAUGGGUGUUGUAGUUCGUGAACCUAAUGGACGUAUUUCCGUUAUGGUUAAAGGAGCGGAUACUGUUAUAUUUGAACGAUUGGCCAACACUAGCCUAUAUGGUCAGUCAACUAUGGAUCAUUUGGAAAGUUUUGCUAAAACUGGUCUACGAACAUUAUGCAUUGCAUGGACUGAAGUCGAUCCACUGUUUUAUAAUAAAUGGGCAGAAAGAUUUCACAAAGCUAGCACAGCAUUAAAUGAUCGUGAGGCUAAGCUAGAAUCGGUCGCUAAUGAAAUUGAACAAAAUCUUCAACUUCUUGGAGCAACUGCUAUUGAAGAUAGAUUACAAGAAGGUGUACCACAGACUAUAGCUAAUUUAAUGAGAGCAGGUAUUUCUAUUUGGGUUCUGACUGGGGAUAAACAAGAGACUGCCAUCAAUAUUGGUUAUUCAUGUCAAUUAUUAACUCAAUCUAUAAGUUUAUUAACUAUGAAUACAAAGUCAUUAGAUCAGACACGUGAACAAUUAGUUAAUUUAAUUGAAGAUUUUGGUGAUCGAAUACGAAUGGAAAAUGAAUUCGCUUUAAUUGUUGAUGGUCAAACACUGGAGUAUGCGUUAUUAUGUGAAUGUAGAGAACAAUUUCUGAAUGUUGCUUUAUCCUGUAAAUCGGUUAUAUGUUGCAGAGUUAGUCCGUGGCAAAAAGCGCAAUUAGUAAAAUUAGUUCGUAAAUCAAUUAAGAAUGUAGUCACAUUAGCUAUAGGCGAUGGAGCAAAUGAUGUUGGAAUGAUACAAGCAGCUCAUGUUGGUGUUGGAAUAAGCGGUAUGGAAGGCCGACAAGCGGCAUGUGCUUCAGACUAUACAAUAGCACAAUUUCGUUUCUUAAAUAAAUUACUAUUAGUACAUGGUGCUUGGAAUUAUAAUCGAUUAACUAAAUUAAUACUUUAUUCAUUUUAUAAAAAUGUUUGUCUUUAUUUAAUACAAUUUUGGUUUGCUAUAUUAAGUGGAUUUUCUGGUCAAAUUGUAUUUGAACGAUGGAGUAUUGGUUUAUAUAAUGUGAUAUUCACUGCAGCUCCACCAAUGGCGUUAGGAUUGUUUGAUCGAAGUUGUAGCGUUAAUAAUUGUUUAAAAUAUCCGGAAUUGUAUAGAGAUACUCAAGCAUCAGCUUCAUUCAAUCCGAAAGUUUUCUUUUGUUGGAUCCUCAAUUCAAUUUAUCAUUCAUCUCUCCUAUUUUGGAUCCCAUUGUUGGCUUUCUCUGUAGACACUGUCUAUGCAAAUGGCCAAACUUCAAGUUUAUUUGUCUUGGGCAAUAGCGUUUAUACUUAUGUAGUUGUGACAGUUUGUUUGAAAGCUGGUCUAGAGCAUACCGCAUGGACAUGGUUAUCACAUUUAGCAAUAUGGAGUAGUAUGGGUUGUUGGUUCUUAUUUCUGAUCAUCUAUCCUCAUGUUUAUCCAACUUUACCAUUGGCAUCAGAUAUGGUUGGCAUGGAUUCCGCUGUUUAUGGAUGCGGUAUUUUCUGGUUUGGUCUCUUACUAAUACCUAUGCUGGCGUUGACACGUGAUAUUGCUUGGAAAAUAGCUAAACGUGUUACAGCUGGUACAUUACGUGAACAAGUUAUGCAAAUGGAACAAAUGCAAGUUGAUCCUGGUCGUUUGAUUCGUGCCAGUAUUCGUCCAAAAAAAGCGUCAAUUGCUUGUAACUCUACAAAGUGAAAUAUAUCUUCUGUCUAUAAAUGUAUAUAUGUAUAUAUUUGUGUGAAAGAGAGAUAACCGAUAAUUAACAAGCACCCACACCUACCAAUACCACCUACGCACAUUCACAUGUGUACAUAUGAAGAUCAUCUCAUCAAAAUUUACAAUGAAUGCAUUUUAUUUUAUGAUCUCUGAAUGAUGCUUGACUAAUUGGGUUUGGUUGGUAUACACAAUGAUGAUCACAGCGGUAAUAAUGAUGAGGAGGAGGAGGAAGAGGAGAACGUGGGGGAGGAGAAGGAAGAUUGAUUACCACUUCUAGCUACUCAUCUGGCAAAAAUGUGCAUUUUUUAAAAAUCUAUUUAGAUUACACCUGUUUUAAAUGCAUAUCACUAUAUUUCCGGUUGAUUUACAUGGAUGUAAAUUCUAUCGUUCUCUUGAUUCUUUGGUCUGGCUGUGUCAGACUUAUUUAAGUUUAUAGCGUAAUACAAAAUAGAUUCAGAGAGUUUGUUUAUUUUCUUCCCGAAUUUCAGAGGACAUUGUUUCAACGUUGAUCUUGGUUUCUUUCUCUUUAUUUUUAUAAAUCUGUAUUGGCACAUUUUAUACUCCUGAUAGAUAGUACUACUGUUUCAUCUAUAUUCUCCAUGACUUAUGUACGUGCUCGAGUCUUAGUUACAACUUCCCCAUCCCACCUUGCCGCCCUCCUCUCAUUUCUUAACUUGAUUUAUAUAUGCACGAAUUUCCUGAUGGUGGUGACAUGCCUGGAUUCUAUGCUUAUGUUAUACUGUGUUUAAUGGUUCCCUACAAACACACUCACUAUGCUACAUUUUUAAUUGAAUUUAGUAUACCACAGAAACUGUGUAUCAUAACUUAAUCAUACUGUUGAAGAUAACAUCAAAUAACCCUCAAACACAAUGCAUUCUAAAAAUCUAUACAUAAUAUAUACACUUGAUACAAACGCAUGUAUACACCAACAAUCGAUUGAUUGAUUGAUUACUAACCUUGAGUUUUUGUCGUUAUUGUUUUUGCAUGUAUUCAUCACAAAUCCACACUUUUCUGCAUAGAGAUAAACAAUUUGAUUUUACUUACUAAUCAAUCAUCAAUGUUCAAUGUUC